Molecule: messenger RNA, 2380 nt
Organism: Lemur catta (Ring-tailed lemur)
Lineage: Eukaryota; Metazoa; Chordata; Mammalia; Primates; Lemuridae
Gene: CIROP
Product: leishmanolysin like peptidase 2
Exons: 14
Biological process (GO): cell adhesion; proteolysis
Cellular component (GO): membrane; cytoplasm
Molecular function (GO): metalloendopeptidase activity
Source: RefSeq, a predicted model, not a curated record
UGGUGGAGGGGAUAUGGAGAGAGACAGUGAAGAAAGGAAAGCCAGAAAUAAAUGAGCCAGGGAAGAAGGGGACAGAAGGCAGCAUCCAGGGCAGGCUCCGGAGAGAUACUGAAGAUGCUGCUGCUGCUGCUGCUCCUCGGGGUUGUCACAAGCAGAUGUCUACAUGAUGAGACUCAGAAGUCUGUGAACCUUCUCAGGCCCCCUUUCUCCCAAUUGCCCCCAAACUUCCGCUCUUCCUCCCUCACCCUCCCUAGCUCCAGAGAGCCUCAACCCCUGCGCAUCCAAACCUGCUAUAUAGGAGACCCUACAUCAGAUGGAGCUUGGGAUCUUGAGGGAGAUGGGAUGAGAGGGAGGUCCCGAGCCCUGGCCGCAGUGAGAGAGGCCACUCAGCGAAUCCAGGGUGUCCUAGCAGCCCCUCCAGUGCAAGGACCCCUGCUUCUGAGUCGAGACCCUGCACGAUACUGUCAUGCUGUCUGGGGAGACCCAGAUACCCCAAACUACCACAGGUGCAGCCUCCUGAACCCAGGGUACGAAGGAGAGAGUUGCCUGGGGGCAAAGAUUCCCGACGCCCAUCUCCAUGGUUAUGCCUUGUGGCCGGAGCAGGGUCCCCCACAAGUGGUCCAGCCAGAUGGGCCUGGGGUCCAAAACACAGACUUUCUCCUGUAUAUGCAGGUUGCCCACACUUCCAAGUGCCACCAAGAGCCCUCUAUCAUAGCCUAUGCUGCCUGCUGCCAGCUGGACUCAGAAGACAGGCCCCUUGCUGGUACCAUUGUCUACUGUGCCCAACAUCUCACCAGCCCCAGCCUCAGCCAUAGUGACAUCGUCAUGGCCACACUGCAUGAAUUGCUCCAUGUCCUGGGUUUUUCUGGACAGCUCUUCAAGAACUGGCGGGACUGCCCCUCAGGACUCAGCGUUAGAGAGAACUGCUCCACGAGGCAACAAGUGACAAGGCGAGAUAAGUGGGGACAGCUGCUUCUCACCACCCCAGCUGUUAGCCACAGCCUGGCCAAACACUUGGGGGUACUAGGGGUUUCACUGGGCGUUCCCUUGGAAGAAGAGUAGGGCCCUUUGUCCUCACACUGGGAGGCCAGACUACUCCAGGGCUCUUUAAUGACUGCUACCUUUGAUGGUGCCCAGCGCACUCGACUUGACCCAAUCACUCUUGCUGCCUUCAAAGACUCAGGAUGGUACCAGGUCAACCACAGCGCUGCAGAGGAGCUGUUGUGGGGCCAGGGAUCUGGCCUGGAAUUUGGCCGGGUGACCACAUGUGGGACUGGCUCCUCAGACUUCUUCUGCACUGGCAGUGGGCUGGGCUGUCACUACCUGCACCUGGACAAGGGAAGCUGCUCCUCAGACCCCAUGCUGGAAGGCUGCCGCAUGUACAAGCCCUUAGCCAAUGGAAGUGAAUGCUGGAAGAAGGAAAACGGAUUCCCAGCGGGGGUGGUGAAUCCCCACGGGGAGAUCUACCAUUCCCAGAGUCGUUGCUUCCUUGCCAACCUCACUUCACAACUGCUCCCUGCGGAUGAGACCAGGCAUCCUUCUCAGAUCCCACACCUCAAGGAAGUGGAGCUCACUGGCCGCUGCUACUUGCAUCAAUGCACAGAGAGGGGUGCAUACAAGGUGCAGGUGGAAGGAUCACCUUGGGUCCCAUGCCUUCCAGGAAAGGCUAUUCAGAUACCUGGGUACUAUGGUCUUCUCUUUUGUCCCCGGGGUCGGCUGUGUCAGACCAAUGAAGGUACCAAUGCUGUUACUUCCCCUCCUGUGAGUCUUUCAACCCAAGACCUGCUAUUCCAGCUGUCCUUAGGUUUAGCUGGACCUCCAGGCCACUCUCUGGGCAAGGAACAGCAAGAAGAGCUGGCUGAAGCAGUACUGCAGGCUCUGGUGAGCAGAGGUGGCAGUGGCAGGUGCUAUUUCCACAGCCCAUCAAUCACUACUAGUUUGGUGUUCACUGUGCGUAUGUGGAAGUCUCCUGGCUGCCAAGGGCCUUCAGUUUCUAUGCUGCACAGGGCUCUAACCCUGACUCUCCAGGAAAAACCCCUAGAAGUAUAUCAUGGAGGAGCCAGCUUUACCACAAAAGAUAACCAGUUGCUGGUUACCUCAGACUAUAAUCCCUCCAUGACCCAUCUAAGUCUGACCAUGGGACUCUGCCUAAUGCUGCUAAUCCUGGUGGGUGCACUGGGAACCACAGCCUAUCAGAAACGAGCUACUCUUCAGGUGGGACCAUCUGCCCCUUACCAUUUACCAGAGCUCCACAACACAAGGGGCCCAGAUGGAGGAAUAAGGGAGGUGUGAUGUUACUUUCUCCUGAAUGCCUCUUUUCAUGGAUAUCAACUUUAUACUAGCCUUGCAAUGAAAAAACGUGGAAUCUUACGGUUCUGAA